AUGUCUUUAAAAAUAUCCGUUCUUUUUGUCUGCUUGGGCAAUAUCUGCAGAAGUCCAAUGGCGGAAGCCGUCUUUCGAGACGAAGUGCAAAAGGCAGGCGUGAGCGAUCAUUUUGAUAUUAUUGACAGUUGUGGUACGGGAGCAUGGCACGUAGGCAACUUGCCUGAUCCUCGUACGGUGGAUGUGUUGACUGCAAAUGGAAUCUAUACGGAACAUUUGGCGCGAAAAUUAAAACUGACAGAUUUCAAAAAGUUUGACUACGUAUUCGCGAUGGACCGAUCGAACCUGCAAAACAUCAAACGGGUGUGCCCAAGUGAUGCGAAGACUCAAGUUGCAUUGUUUGGAGACUAUGGCAGCACAGGCGUCUCUAAGAUCGUAGAGGAUCCUUAUUAUGGAGGAGAUGAUGGAUUCCAAUUAUGCUAUGAGCAAUUGGUAGAUUUUUCAAGAAACUUUAUUCAAAAGGUGGUUAGAUAA
This is a messenger RNA of Schizosaccharomyces osmophilus, 474 nucleotides long. It is a transcript of the gene stp1, whose product is annotated as protein tyrosine phosphatase Stp1. Gene Ontology annotation, molecular function: non-membrane spanning protein tyrosine phosphatase activity; acid phosphatase activity. Bases 1 to 474 code for a protein of 157 amino acids. The record is from RefSeq and is a predicted model, not a curated record. NCBI's taxonomy places the organism in Eukaryota, Fungi, Ascomycota, Schizosaccharomycetes, Schizosaccharomycetales, Schizosaccharomycetaceae. The transcript has a single exon. Gene Ontology annotation, cellular component: cytoplasm. Gene Ontology annotation, biological process: protein dephosphorylation.